Messenger RNA from Oryctolagus cuniculus (rabbit), 3916 nucleotides. Its product is annotated as cyclic nucleotide-binding domain-containing protein 2. NCBI's taxonomy places the organism in Eukaryota, Metazoa, Chordata, Mammalia, Lagomorpha, Leporidae. The record is from RefSeq and is a predicted model, not a curated record.
CCGCGGAGCCUCGGCGUCCUGGGACGCGGGAGCCAUGGCCGCCGUGGCGGGGGCCCAGGGAAGGCUGCGGCGGGCCGCGCGGGUGCUCGCGCACGUGUGCGGACUGACCCUGGCCAUGAAAAGGUACAUUGAAAAGAGUCGAGCAGCAGAGUGGGCACGAUUUUACCUGAGUAUGAAGACUUGUUCCACUAAUGAAUUAUUGUAUAGCAGCAGCAGCUUUUCUAAAUAUAACUUGAGCCAAGAUUUUGAAAAGCUGAAAACAUUGUUGUCUCUUCAGCCUAAGCAAAGAAGCCAAGAAAAUCUCAGAGAGAUUCAACUCUGCCUAAAGAAGAAUAGGUCAUUUCGCAGUUUGCCAAAUGAAGUACAGCUCCAGCUUUGCCAGACCGCGAUCUAUCAAGAGUAUGAAGCUGAGAGUGUGGUUCUGAGACAAGGACAUGUCCCCCUUGAAUGCUGCUUGGUUCUUGCUGGACAUUUAAAGAGUGUGUCGAGUAACACAAGCGAGAAUAAAAGCUCCAACUCUGAAAUUCUAAGUGAGUUUGAAGAAGGUGACUUCAUAGGGGAAAUCUGCCUUUUGACUAAUGCCAGGCGACAUACUUCAGUUGUAUGUGAAACAGAUGUAAUGCUUCUGGUGAUAAAUAAAGAAUGUCUACAGUGGUCAGUGGGUGCGAAUUCGCCUAGUGCGCAGCAGGAUUUUUGCUGUAUUCUUGCACAGAGAGUCCAAGAACAAUAUCAAGAAACUUGCGGAUUUCUCAGGAAUCUCCCAUUAUUCUCUUCAUGGCCAAAAGGGAAGAUAGACUUUCUGGUUGAUUGUUCCCUACGCCGAUACUACAGGGCUGGCCCAACCAUUAUCUCUGAUAAUUUGAACUCUUGUUUCCUUGUAUUUGUCAUAUCUGGCCACUGUCUGGUGGUUGCUCAGAUGGAGCGUGAGAAAGCAGUGCAUGCCUGGCAGAUGAAGAAGACAGGUUCCUCUGCCCUGAAAAAUGUCCACACUGGGGUUCUGCCAAGACGACCUGCUGGGGUAACUGCUGUGUUAGAAGCAUCCGCAGUGUCUCGCGAGACUUCCCCCUCAGCCACUAGAACGACACUCAGCACACAGGAGCCUCGGCUGCAGAGAUCUUCACCAGCAACAUGUUUUGUUGAGAUAAGAGUCCUGGAACAAGGUGGAAUUUUUGGUUUAGUAGAAACACUGGACAAGUCAUGUGAUCUUCAACUGUGUCUGAUCAGUGGGGGAGCAGAAUGCAUUUUUAUUCCCAGAACCGUGUUUCUAGCAGAAGCCGGCACUGAAACCAGGAGAACAGCCUUGGCGUCAGUGUGUGCCUACCCCUCAGUGGAGGCCAUCCGGAAGCACGUGGUCGAGCACCAAGCGUGGGAAGCUUACAAGGCCAGACUCUUGGAACCGUACCUGAAGAGAGGAAGCAAAGUCUGAAUUUGAGUGGCACCUCUGUAGGGCCCAGGGAAUAGGGUCUGUUUACUGUUGCAUAAGUAACGGAUGCCACACCCUAAUUUGCUCAAAGCUCCAGCUGCUGACUUCCUACCCCAUCCAAACCUGAUAAGUUAUGUUAUUUCUCAUUAGAUAAUGUAUUCAAAUUUUAGUUAUUGAGUAAUAUAGCUUUACAUGGGAAGUUGUUAGUGAUAAAAACAGGCUGUAAAAGUGAUGAAUACAAUUUAAAUAAAAUUGUGUAUAUCCAUAGCAUAAGAAGUCAUAAAAUUUAAUGGUCAUCUGUAAUGCUGUACUUUUUCAUACUUUUCUAAAAACUUGCUUCUUUGGCUAGAACUCAAUUUUCAAAACUAUUUUAGUAACAGAAUACUAUUUUAAUCAGAAAACACAAAGCCUUAGAAAUCCUAUUUCUGCCUGGGUUACUGUUUCUGCAGGAUGAAGUUUGCCGGCUUUGAAAGACUAACAGGGCAAAUAAAGAGGGAAAAGAUCCUAAAGGGAGCUUCGUAUUACGCAAGUAUACAACCCGUAUCUUGUCCGACAGAGUUAGAGAUAAAACUAUCAUUAGAUCCUGCAGCGGGUGCUUGUCUGGGUCUGUCCUAGCCCACCUUUGAUUUCAGCUGUGAUGGUCAGCUCUGGCUGUCAGCAGCAUCCCCCCUCCAAAGUGGGAAUGGGGCUGUGUGGGUCAGUGCCCCAGUGCCUCCGUCUUUGACUUCUAAGGUCGUUCCCCUAAGCAUCGUGCGCUCAUUACCUGCUGCUGUAUACAAGUGACUUCAACCAGUGGUCUGAAGUCACCAACAUUUCUUAUUUCACAGUGUCUGUGGGAAUCGAGGAGCUCAGCGGGGUGCCCCGGCUCAGUCUCCCAUGGUACUGCAGUCCACAUGGGAGCCAAUGCCGCAGUCAUCUGAGGCAUGAUUGGGGUGGGAGGCUCCCAUGGAGGAGGCCUCACAUUGCCCCUGGGUCCCUUCCUCAUGGCUCCUCACCCUGCAACUUCCCCCAAGAGUUAGCAUUCUAAAAGAGAAAGAACCAGUACCCCCAAAGGAUUAGUAGGUUUUUAUCACCUAAUCUUGGAAGCGACCUGCCAUCACACAGACCGCACCUGGAGCAGUGUGGACAGUGACUGGUGACUGCCCCUGUCCUCACAGGACUGAGUCCAGAUGCCUCCAGUGAGAGAUCAACCGAUAGUGUGUUCUGGGAGUGUCUCCUACGAUGUCUGACUCUCCCCAUUCCCUCAUACCUGCUACCUGAGAUAAGCACCCACCACAUGACUUACCUAACCCUGAGCCUGACUUGAGUUCUCAUUUCAAUGGAAUGCAAAGUAAGAGAAUCCCAGCCCAAAAUGCAAAAUGCCAGGUAAAUCUUCCUUGAAUUUUUUUUUUUUUACAGGCAGAGUGGACAGUUAGAGAGAGAGAGACAGAGAGAAUCUUGAAUUUUGUUAAUUAAAAAAUAAAUAGCCUCCCAGUGCAAUGUUCAACUUCUUGUUUUGAAAUAAUUAAAAAGCAUACAUGAAAGUUGCAGUGUAGUCAUCCCUCCUCUGUAUCUGUGGGGGGACCCACGCCUCCACCAUGGAUACUGAAAUCUGCCAGUGCUCAAGUCCCGUAUGUAACAUGGUGUGCUAUUGGCAUGGAACACUCCACACACCCUCUCAAAUACCUUAAUUCAUCUCUACAUUCUUUACAAUACCUAAUAUGAGGGUACUUUAGUAAGUUCAUAGAAAAUAGUAUUAAAAGAUAAGUUUUUUUAGCACAAAAUUUUUUGAAAUUUAUGAAUACACAGGAGCUUCCAAAAGUUCAUGGAAAUACAUAAUAUUAUAAACUGCCUGUGGGGCCUGCACUGUGGCACAGUAGGUUAAUCCUCCACCUGCAGCAACCGCAUCCCAUAUAGGCGCCAAUUCUAAGUUCCAGCUGCUCCUCUUCCUAUCCAGCUCUCUGCUGUGGCCUGGGAAAGCAGUAGAAGAUGACCCAAGUCCUUGGGCCCCUGCACCUGUGUGGGAGACCCGGAAGAAACUCCUGGCUCCUGGCUUUGGAUCCGUGCAGCUCUGGCCAUUGCGGCCAUUGGGGAGUGAACCAAUGGAGGGAAGACCUUUCUCUCUGUCUCUCCCUCUAACUGUAACUCUGCCUCGCAAAUAAAUAAAUAAAAUCUUUGAAAGAAACUGCAUGUAUUUCUUUUUUAAUUUUUAUUUUUUAAAAGAUUUUGUUUAUUUUGAGAAGCAGAAUUAGAGACAGUGAGAGGGAGAGGCCUAGAGAAAAAGUCUUCCAUCUGCUGGUUCACUGCCCAGAUGGCUGCAAUGACCGGAGCUGGGUUGAUCCAAAGCCAGAAGCCAGGAGAUUUUUCUAGGUCUCCCACAUGGGUGCAGGGGCCCAAGCACUUGGACCAUCUUCUCCUGCUUUCCCAGGCCAUAGUAGAGAGCUGGAUCGGAAGAGGAGCAGCCGAGACUAGAACCAACGCCCAUAAGGGGUGCUGGCACCACAGGCGGAAGAU